Molecule: messenger RNA, 1677 nt
Organism: Symbiodinium necroappetens
Lineage: Eukaryota; Dinophyceae; Suessiales; Symbiodiniaceae
Source: the annotation of a GenBank genome assembly
AUGACCGAUACCUCCGCUUCCCCGAGUUCUCACGCUGUUGCGGAUGGGCCUGCCAACGCAUCUUCGGUUGAACUUUUCACAUGGUUCUGGCAAGAUGGGGAUUCAAACUGGAUUCCGUUCCGGCGGAGCGACCAGCAACCGCUUGAGAAGGCAGAAGCAUCGUCAAGUAGCUUUGUGAAUGUCGAGGGCGGGCGGUGGCAGGUUGACCUGAAAGAACGACUGGUGACUGACAGAUAUGGCAGCGAUCCUCCGCGCAAGCCGGGCAAGGUGCGUCGAGCCCUCUGGUUCCAGCAAGCUGCCACUUUGAUCCCCUACGACGAAGAGACGUCCAAAACCAUUGAAGCAGCUCACGAGCGCGUGUGGCUUGGUGCUAAAGAGGCGCUACCAAAGGAAGACUUGGAAGUUGCAGAAAGCGUGGUGUUGGACUCGGGAAGGCAGGUAACCUUGAAGCUGAAGUACGAGCAGAAGUCCAAGUCCUGGAAGCUUUCAGCCAAGGAAAGGUCGCAGGGAGGAAGCUCCUGGAUGGAGUAUGCACAGGGUAUGCUCGGCAAGACCUACCAGCUGCAGCGUGGCUUCGGCCCUGUCGAUCUACAGCCAGGAGAGGAGGAGGAGAAGGCUCUGGGAGACAAAGUCGGGAAUUUGAUCAUCUUGGUGCAUGGCGUAGGCGAGAAGAUGUGGAGUGAGGAAGGCUGUGGGCUGGCGUUUUCUUCCGUGCAGUUCCGCCAACACACACAUGUCAAGCAGCUGCUAUCUGCUGGCUUUGUGCAGAAGGGCUCCGGCUGGGAGUAUCCAGGGGAAGUACCGCCGCCGAGCUUGCAAAAGGAUGAGGUUCUGGAGGCAUCUUGGUGGGAGACGAUACACACAGACGAGAUGGACAAACGCCUUGCGCGGAUCAGCUUGCCGUCCAUGAAGCAGGUGCGACAAAUCGCGAACUUUGCGGUGGUCGAUGCAUUGUACUACAUGCAGGUUGGACGGAAAGAAGCCAUUGUGGCCGCAGUUGCACGCUCUGUUGAAGCAGCUCUGGCACGAUUUCUGAAACACCAUCCUCAUCAUUCCGGUAGCAUCGUCCUGGCGGGACAUUCCCUUGGAGGCGCGAUCCUGUUCGAGCUUCUACGCAGCCAGACUCCUAAAUUGAGCUUCGCGCCUGGAGCCUUAUUCACCAUGGGAAGCCCGACUGGCCUGUUCUUGCACGUUGCAGACUCAGCUCCCGAAGAGAGUUUCGCUCUUCCUGGGGGCACCCGCUUUUUUAACAUCUUUCACCCCCUCGAUCCUGUUGCUUACCGCAUCGAGCCCCUCAUCAAGGAGGACCUCGAAAAACUGGAACCUGCCAAAGUUGCAGUGGAGGGUGGCAUUGGUGGCAUGAAGGUGCACUACGGUGUGCAGAAGAUGAUGAACUGGGCCACGGGCGAGGACAAAAAGCAGGCCGAAUUCAGCGACCUCUGUCAGUCUGUCCAGCUCAACGCCGGAGACCGCAUUGACUGGUCCUUGCAAGAGGAUCUCAGCAUCAUGACCGUUGCUGGUGUUGCCGGUGAGCUGGUGCAGGCACUUCCGAGCCAUGCCUGCUACAUGAAGUCUGCGGAUGUAGCGGCAUUUGUGCAGAGUCGCACCCAUUCUCUGGCAGUCGCGAGGCGCUUGGCGUCGAAGACGGAGUCUUCGUCUGAUGCCAACAGGUGCUAG